This is a messenger RNA of Mytilus californianus (California mussel), 1550 nucleotides long. Its product is annotated as serine protease 23-like. The record is from RefSeq and is a predicted model, not a curated record. NCBI's taxonomy places the organism in Eukaryota, Metazoa, Mollusca, Bivalvia, Mytilida, Mytilidae. Gene Ontology annotation, molecular function: serine-type endopeptidase activity. Bases 33 to 1124 code for a protein of 363 amino acids. Gene Ontology annotation, biological process: proteolysis. The transcript has a single exon.
CCACAAAUAACUCUCAUGCCGUGGACAAAAGGAUGUUGACAUUGCUUGACAUCACAAUUGUAUUCUUGAAAUUUAUCUUCAUUUUAAGUAUAGCUUCCCCUAUGCAUAUACACGAAAUUAACAACAAAUCAACGUACAAACUUUUUAAACGGCUUCAGUACGAAUUUUCCCAACAGAUAUCUUUACGACUUUUGCUUUCAACGUACGAUUUGAUUCAUUAUCAUCCAAAUCGCCAAGAACCGACUUUUAGUACUGUUGUACGGCAUAAAAAUACGUUUCCAGACAGAAAAGAGGCUUCAGCACUUGUUCAAUCAUCUUAUACUUUGGAGAAAAGACAUCCGAGAUAUUUCCAUAGAAUUUUCAUACAUGGUCGAGACGACCGACAACCGGUUCCUACAACAGACCUGAGAGAAUAUCCUUAUUAUAAUAUUGUUCGUCUUUCAGUUGGAUGUACAGGGACGCUUAUUACCCCUUCUUUCGUGUUAACUGCUGCACACUGUGUACACGAUGGGAAGCAAUUUAAGGAAAACAUAAAUCUUUUAAAAGUUGAAAUCUUACAUCGAAUCAAUUACAAAAUUCAUUAUGUGAAUGAAAUAAUUGUUCCUAAUACUUGGCUUGAUGCCAGAAAUGAUCCACCUACUUUUCAAUCCGCCUAUGAUUAUGCAGUUAUAAAAUUACAAACUCCUGUUACAGGGCGAACCUCUUUCACUCCCCUGUAUGUUCCUGGACCAAUAAUUUCUGAUGAAAUAUAUUUUCUUGGAUAUUCAUGGUACACCUAUCUACAGUUGUGGAAAUCUGAAUGCUCGGGUUGGGGGAGUAGAGUUUGGUACCAUGGUAAUAUCUUAGUAAGCCACUGUGAUACAGUCAUCGGUAAUUCGGGUGCCUCGGUAUAUUUAGAAGACAGGAGAACAAAUCAUAGAAGACUUAUUGGCGUGUUGUCUAGUUCUUCUAAGACUGCAGGCAAUAAUGUUAGUUCACAAGUGACUCUGACUUCUCUCUUGACAGCAAACAAACUCAAUGACAUUUGCUCAAUUAUUUCGCCGGAAGGAGAAAACCAUGGAGUUUGUACCCCACAGACAAAUAAUAUAGAUCCGGUAUACACUAGACUUCCGUUAUAUGGAUGAAAAUAAUAAUUCGGUUUAAUUCAGGGAUUCUCAAUGCAAGUUUUAUAUAGUUUCCUGCUAGUAAUUAACGUGUUGAUCUUCACCGUUCACCGUGUAAGUGUAAUGUUGGGUAAUGAUAGGCAUGAAUAAAUUAUCCAUUGGUCUGUGAUGUGUUUAAAUGUGUUUGUCUAAGUUUGUAUGAUUCUUUCAAUAAAAAACUAUAUAUUUUAAUGCGAGUAAAAGGGAUUGUUUGAUUGAAAUUCUUUAAAAAAAACAAACAAAAUAUUCCUUUGAAGAAAAUUAGUAAGAUAAUUAUAAUUAAGCGGUAAAGGUAUUGCAUAUAAUAAAUUUAUCAGAUAAAACCAAAAAAUAUGUAAUGCGAACAUACGAAAACAACUUCUGAUCCUUUAGUUUUGCUAACCUCUCUUCUAUUAAAUCCAGUUUGCA